AUGAUCCGGAACAGACUAACAGAGAUCAACAAGAUUGUGACUCAUAUGGAGACCCACGGAACUCAAGUAUUCUUUGGUUAUAUUCCAUCACAAUACAAUCCAGCAGAUUGUGCAACGCGAGGAUUAACUCACAAUGAAUUGCAAAACCAUUUCUGGUGGAGUGGACCUCCCUUUUUGCAUGAGCCUACAGAUACUUGGUUCCUGGACUAUCAGUUGUUCCAUCGGGGUAAAAAUUCAGAGGACAGAGAAAAAAGAGUUGUACCGCAGAUAGAAAAAGAAGAUGUAGUUGUAAACGAGGCAACCACGUCAAAGAAAAACAAAAAGAAAUACUUCGAUAUCUUCGCUCCCCUGCAAAGACGAUCAUACACAACCAUCAAAAGAAUUGUUGUAAGAAUGCUCUGUUUUAUACGAGUUGUAGUGCACAGAGUUAAUGGAGAAGACGAGAAGAAAAUUUCGCUUUCUUCUCUCCUCCGUGAACAAGUUAACACAAGUAACCCAAGUAUCGGAGGAAAAGAAAUUUCGGUUGCGGAGUUGAUCAUAGUGAUGCCACAUCAGAACAUAGCCAUCACACCUUCAAUCGUGAAAGCUAUGCAACAUUUGAAUAUCAAGUCUGACGAGCAUAAUCUCGCAAGAUGCUUCGGACGCUCAGGAAACAGCCCUCUGAAUGACAAUCAUAAAAGAAUCUCACAACAAGGGACACUCUGGGAUUAA
Messenger RNA from Necator americanus (New World hookworm), 711 nucleotides. RefSeq lists its product as uncharacterized. The record is from RefSeq and is a predicted model, not a curated record. Bases 1 to 711 code for a protein of 236 amino acids. NCBI's taxonomy places the organism in Eukaryota, Metazoa, Nematoda, Chromadorea, Rhabditida, Ancylostomatidae. The transcript has a single exon.